UCCUUCUCUCCACUCCGGACAACCAACAACUUCCAAAGCAAACACGACGUCAUGUGAAAACGGAUAUUAUUUAUACUCUUCUAGUGACUAUUAUUGCAUCCCUAACAAGUCAUACGACAUUCCUUGCACACUAACGACAUACGUUGUGGUAGCAUUUGCU
Acaulospora morrowiae is the source of this 160-nucleotide messenger RNA. The record is from the annotation of a GenBank genome assembly. Lineage: Eukaryota; Fungi; Glomeromycota; Glomeromycetes; Diversisporales; Acaulosporaceae.